AGCAGAAGAAAGCAGAAACCGACAGGCUGCAUGACAAAGUUGGCAAGGGUCUGUUCUCUCUCUGUCAGCCCUGUAGGCUGCCUCGACCUGUCAGCACCACUGUUUAAAAUUUCAGCUCCCUGAAUCCCUGCAUUGUAAGAAUUUGGAUCUUCUUGGGAAGUGGAGUCCAACGACGUGCAGAACACCGCGGAAGGGAAGAGGGCUUACCAGACCUUUGCUCUCCCACUGCCCAUGCUUCUCGCUCAACCCGGUGCAAGAUCUGACUUAGAGAUUCUUUCCUUCCCCAGGGCCCUGGACCCAUCCUCCCCACCCCGCUGCCCCGUCUCACUGGCCCGGGUUCCGGGCUGGCCUGUGGAGAACCCCCGCGAGCGCACCGCACUCCAAUGUAAAGCCAGCCACUGCCGGCCCGCUUCCCAGGUCGCUUUUCUCUGAAAACCGACCCCAGUGCCUCCGGCUUUACAAUUUGAGUAAACUGGGUCAUCAGCAACGGCAACACAGACCCAAGGGACUAUCGCCGUUCAUUCAGAGACUGAAACGGGGAGACGAAGCGCGCGGGCGGGGGACGCUCACCCGGAUACCUCCGGGUACCUCAUCGUCGCCCCGCCCCGCAGCCUGUAGAGGGCGUGGCUAGAGGCCAGUCCGUGCCCCGCCCCUCCGGCCGCGCGCCAGCGGGCGGAAGUGACGUGUGCCCAGAGCCAUUUCCGGCGGGCCGAAACUAGGAAGAAACUUGGAGCUGUUCAGGCGACCCAGCCUCCUAUCGCUGCUGCUCUUGUACUCGGUUGGCCCGGGCCGCGCUGAACUGUCGGGAGCCUAGGCCGUGGGGCAGCCUGGGCCUUCUGCAGUGUGAGGCGCGGGGCCUCCCGCGGCGCUCCGCUGACAGGCUGCGGACGGGCAGGCGGGAGGCGUGGUGUGGGUCGCGGUCGCGGCCCCCGCCGCCGGCCCUGGCCGCGGCAUCAUGAACAUAGACGUGGAGUUCCACAUCCGGCACAACUACCCCUGGAACAAGUUGCCGGCCAACGUGAGACAGAGUCUUGGAAAUUCACAGAGAGAAUAUGAAAAGCAGGUUGUCCUGUACAGUAUCCGCAAUCAGUUACGAUAUAGAAAUAACUUAGUUAAACAUGUCAAGAAAGAUGAACGCAGGUACUAUGAAGAACUGCUAAAGUACAGCCGAGAUCAUCUCAUGCUGUACCCUUACCAUCUAUCGGAUAUUAUGGUGAAGGGCUUGAGGAUAACACCAUUUUCAUAUUAUACUGGGAUUAUGGAGGAUAUUAUGAACAGUGAGAAAAGUUAUGAUUCAUUGCCCAAUUUUACUGCUGCUGACUGUCUAAGGCUUCUUGGCAUAGGAAGAAACCAGUAUAUUGAUCUUAUGAAUCAGUGUAGAUCAUCAAAAAAAUUCUUCAGAAGGAAAACAGCCCGUGAUCUUCUACCAAUAAAGCCAGUGGAAAUUGCCAUAGAGGCGUGGUGGGUGGUGCAGGCUGGAUAUAUCACAGAAGAUGACAUCAAGAUAUGCACUUUGCCUGAGAAAUGCGCUGUUGAUAAGAUCAUCGAUUCAGGCCCUCAACUCUCCGGAUCACUAGAUUACAAUGUAGUACAUAGUUUAUAUAACAAAGGAUUUAUUUAUCUGGAUGUACCAAUAUCUGAUGACAGUUGUAUAGCAGUUCCACCUCUUGAAGGUUUUGUAAUGAAUCGAGUGCAAGGUGAUUAUUUUGAAACUCUACUGUAUAAGAUAUUUGUUUCAAUAGAUGAGCACACAAAUGUUGCAGAGCUUGCAAAUGUCCUUGAGAUUGACUUAUCCCUGGUUAAGAAUGCUGUUUCAAUGUAUUGCCGAUUGGGCUUUGCCCAUAAGAAGGGACAAGUAAUUAAUUUGGAUCAACUUCAUUCAUCAUGGAAGAAUGUUCCAUCUGUAAACAGAUUAAAGAGUACCUUAGAUCCACAGAAGAUGCUCUUGUCAUGGGAUGGAGGGGAAAGUAGGAGUCCUGUACAAGAAGCUUCGUCGGCAACUGACACUGAUACCAAUAGUCAAGAAGAUCCAGCUGACACAGCCAGUGUAAGCAGCCUGAGUCUGUCUACAGGACACACGAAGCGCAUCGCAUUCCUGUUUGACUCCACUCUUACUGCCUUCUUAAUGAUGGGAAAUCUUUCACCAAACUUGAAAAGUCAUGCAGUCACAAUGUUUGAAGUAGGCAAACUCUCAGAUGAGUCUCUGGACAGCUUUCUUAUAGAACUAGAAAAGGUUCAGAGCACUGGUGAAGGAGAAGCACAGAGAUAUUUUGAUCAUGCACUUACUCUGAGAAACACAAUACUGUUUCUGCGUCAUAACAAAGAUCUAGUUGCACAAACUGCACAGCCAGACCAACCCAAUUAUGGUUUUCCUCUGGAUCUCUUACGCUGUGAAAGCCUUCUUGGUUUGGACCCUGCAACUUGCAGCAGAGUUCUAAACAAAAAUUACACGCUGCUUGUUUCCAUGGCUCCCCUCACCAAUGAAAUCCGGCCUGUCAGCAGCUGCACCCCUCAGCAUAUUGGACCAGCUAUCCCAGAAGUCAGCUCUGUGUGGUUUAAACUGUACAUUUAUCAUAUCACUGGACAAGGACCACCAUCCCUUUUAUUGUCCAAAGGUACAAGACUUCGGAAACUGCCAGAUAUAUUUCAGAAUUAUGAUCGAUUGCUAAUAACAUCUUGGGGUCAUGAUCCUGGAGUAGUUCCUACCUCAAAUGUGCUCACGAUGUUGAAUGAUGCUUUAACACAUUCUGCAGUUUUAAUUCAGGGGCAUGGUCUGCAUGGGUUAGGAGAAACUGUCCAUGUCCCAUUUCCAUUUGAUGAAACAGAACUACAAGGAGAGUUCACUCGUGUCAAUAUGGGUGUUCAUAAAGCAUUGCAGAUACUAAGGAACAGAGUGGACUUACAGCAUCUCUGUGGAUAUGUCACCAUGUUGAAUGCUUCCAGCCAACUUGCAAAUAGAAAACUCAGUGAUGCUUCUGAUGAGAGAGGAGAACCUGAUUUGGCUUCUGGCUCAGAUGCAAAUGGGAGUACAGAAUCAUUUGAAAUGGUCAUUGAGGAAGCAACUGUAGAUUCAGCAACAAAGCAAACCUCUGGUGCCACAACAGAAGCAGAUUGGUUUCCUCUCGAGCUCUGCUUUGGAAUUCCACUGUUCAGUUCUGAAUUAAACCGGAAAGUUUGUAGGAAAAUUGCUACACAUGGCCUUUGCAGAAAAGAGAGCCUUCAAAACCUCUUACAUUCCAGUAGAAAACUCUCUCUGCAAGUCCUUAACUUUGUUCACUCAUUCCAGGAAGGUGCUUCAACAUUGGAUAUUCACACAGAGCCCAGUUUUUCAAGUUUGCUUUCACAGUCAUCGUAUGCUGACAUGGGUGUUCCACUUCCUGCAAAAAACUUAAUAUUUAAAGAUGGUGUCUUAUCAGAAUGGAGUGGACGGUCACCUUCCUCACUUCUUAUUGCUAAUCUCCAUUUGCAAUAAUUUGGUUACACCAUUUGUUGCUCACACUUUCUGCCUUUUUUCUUUCUUAACGUUAGCUUUAUAGUGUCAGCCACUAAAAAGCAUCCUGCUGCUUCAGUGCAAUUCUUGCUUAACUAAUAUUAAAAGUUUGGAGAACAUAUUCAUGUUUUCUGAAGUUUUGCUCAUUAUUGCACAUCUUAUUGCAACAAAGUGCUUUUUAGCAGCCAGCACUGUAUUUUUUACCUUGAGACAAUCUGCAUUUCUUUUAUAAAACUAAGUAUAUACUUUAUAGGCUUUAUGAUGACUGUUAUGUUUAUAAGCAGUCACUAUGAAAAUCGCAAUGGUAAUUUUAUAUGUUAGUUUAUCAAACAUAAAUCUUGUUUAAUUUUAUAUUUUGUUACCUAUACUUUGGGGGAUCAAGGGAAGAGAUGGAACUCUUCCUCUGAAAAGGCUUCUUGGUACUUAAAGUAGUAAAACUAUAAAACAAUAAACAUCCAGUAUUGAGAGAUGAUAUGAUAGGGCAUUAUGAAUUCCUAUGGGUGUCUGUAAAUUAUGUAUGUCAGUUGGACAUUGUAGAAGGUAUGUAAAUCAGCAUAGUUGUGUAUAACUUAACCUUGAUUUAUAAGGUCUUAACUCAAGAUUAUGACUAUUCACUGACAUCUCAUGAGAAGCUUUAGAAAACUUUCUAUUUUUAAACACCAUUUAUAUGUGGACUUCUGUUGUCACUGACUUUGGGCUUUAUAUUUUCAUAGAGUCUUUAUGGAAAAAAAUAGAAUUUAUUUUCCACUCAUAGCUAUAGCUGCUGCACAUUUUCACCCUGAUUUAUUUUUUUGUUUCUUAGCUUUGAUGUUUUCAAACCAAGGAUUGUGAUUUUAGGUUAGAAUUACAUAUUAGAAGCAUUAAGACUAUGUCUUUGGAUCAGAAUGCUUUAGUGAUAAACCUGCUUUUGAAGACAUACUCUUAAGCAAUCUGGAUCUUAAAUUUAUGUGAAUACUUUUUUAGAAAAUGAUAAAGAGAAAUGGAAUUAUUUCAAAGUGUUUUUUGAGUCAUUGAUUCUUUUAGCAUCUCAAAUGUUAAUUAGAAUAAUUGGAAUCACUUUUUAGACUUUUCAAGUUACCUUCCUUGGGAAGUUUGUGCAGUGUUUUAGUUUAGUUUAGCUCUUCUUAUAGGGUAAUGGUUUGCUAGUUUAAAACUGUAACCAAACGAACUGGUCAGACAACAUAUAUCUAAAACACUUAAAAUGUUAGGAAGUUUGGGAAUGUUAUAACCUAAACGUUUUUGCUGAUAACUUUUUGUUAUUUAUAGAUAUUUGUGUAUUUAACAUACAUACUUCAGGAAAUAUAUGCCUUUCCUAAAAGUUAACCAUGCAUUCAAUACCAUGGCCUAUCUAUAGAAUUGAAUAUUUUGGACCAUGUUAUCUGUGGCACUGUCAGUGCUGUGUUUGAGGUAAAUGCAGUAACGGUUAGUUUUCUACUUUGUCUUAUAGAAGGUAGAAACCAUGUGUGUGUUAUGUUUGUCUAUAAAAGAAAAAAUACUAAUAUUAAAUAAUUUCUUACAACUCUGAGUCACUCACUUAUUUUUCCAAUAAUUGAUAUUGUACAUUCCUAGUGCCAUUAGGUAUGUAUGUAUGUAACUUUUACAGUUUUUCAGCUGAAAGUUGUUUAAGUAUUUUUUUUUUUUUGAUCAGGGCUCUUUAAUCUCAUUUUAAUUUCCUGUGUUUGAACUAUAGUUAUUUUAUUUAUUCUUAUAUUAACCAUCUAAACCAACUGCAGUGACAUGUACACUAAUAAAGAAUUGAACAUUUGUAGUUGUUGGCAGUGAACCCAAGUUGUUGGUGAAUUUAAAGCUUAAAAUAUGGGAUGAUUUGCUGCUAUAUUUCCUUUGAGAGAUAAAGGAGGAAGAAAUAGAACCUCAUAGUGAUCAUGAAUUUUAGGGAAAGUACUGAAAAACCAUGGGGUCCACUCUGGUUUCUCAUGUUGAAUGAGGCAGGGGUAAUCAUCUGAUUCCGAGCUGAAGACCUCUGGUACUCUUAAGGAGGGAGAGUGCAUUUUUAGAGCUUUUAGCAAAAUGUGAAAAGCUGAUGUUUGCGCCUUGCUUUGUGAAUUUGGCUUUGUUUUACUUAUACAUUAACUCAUGUAAUCUCUUAAAUCUUACAAGUAUUGAUCCAUUUCAACAAGAAGGUAAAUUUAAAAUGCAGACUUUGUUAUUUGCCAAAGAAGAUUCAUGAAAAAUUUAUGUCCAAUUAUUUUGCAAAUAGUUAAUUUCAUUUGGCUUUUUACUACGUUCCUUCCUUUCUUUCCCCGCUUCCUUAAUGUAAUUUAAACCCUGGCAAACAUUCUUUAGAAACCAAGAGGAAAAAAAGAACAAAUAUCAAAAAAGACAUAGAAUUUAAUAUUGGUACAAUUUCACCUCUAAAAUGGACUUGAAGAAAUGCAACUUUAUAUUGUUAAAAAAUAUCAUCUGAUUUCCUUUCUUUUUUAAAUUAUGUAAUCAGAUGAUUUUAUAUUUUUUGGGGGGGAGCGGAAUAUUGGUUUCUUGAUGUUUUCAGUUUUCUCUGCCGUUCAUGUUUCUUUUUUGUGUUCAGUGUUUCAAAUACAAUUUGUAUUUAAGGAUUUUAAAAUACCAAACUGUAACUGAGUACAGUGGAUCGUUUUCUGUUAGGAUGUUAAUAUUAUACAAUGAAAUCUAUAAAGUGUUGUCAAUUUGAUUAUUGACACAUAUAACAUGUUUACAAAUAAACUGUGGUAUUGAUCAAGUUACUAUGAAAA
Messenger RNA from Pongo pygmaeus (Bornean orangutan), 6219 nucleotides. It is a transcript of the gene FAM91A1, whose product is annotated as family with sequence similarity 91 member A1. Gene Ontology annotation, biological process: intracellular protein transport. NCBI's taxonomy places the organism in Eukaryota, Metazoa, Chordata, Mammalia, Primates, Hominidae. Gene Ontology annotation, cellular component: trans-Golgi network; cytoplasmic vesicle. The coding region runs from base 956 to 3472 and encodes 838 amino acids. The transcript is spliced from 24 exons. The record is from RefSeq and is a predicted model, not a curated record.